AUGGCCGAGGACGGGGCUCUGGGUGACCAACGCCGGGCCGCGGACGUGGUCAAGGCGCUGGGCCGGCACCUGGGCGGCCUGCAGGAGCCCGGCCGGGAUGCGCGGCUGCGGGCUCUGCGGGCCAUCCGGGCCGAGGUGCAGGAGCGGCCGCUCUCGGCCCUGGUGCUGCAGGAGGUCUUCGCCAAGCAGCUGCUGCGGCCGCUGGUGCGGUGCCUGGUGGGGGAUCCGGCCGAACGCUGCCGGGAGCUGGCCGUCCAGCUCACCUGCCACGGCCUGAGCCACGGCGCCCGGCCCGCUGAGGCCCUGCCCUGCUUGCUGCCGGCCCUGGCCCAGCGCCUCUGCUCCCCGCAGGGGCAAUCGCACGAGCCCUGCGAGGAGCUGCGCCUGGCCCUGAUCCAGCUCCUGAGCCUCCUGCUGGAGCUCUGCGAGGCCGACCUGCCCCCCUACCUGCCCGAGAUCAUCCGCAUCCUGCAGGCCACCCUCCUCGAUCCCUACCCCGAGGUCAAGCGUGAAAGCUGCAGGUGUGCGGCCGCCAGCGCCAGGGCUAUGCCAGAACACUUUCAUAUGCAGUCAGAAUUUUUGAUAAAACCCUUAAUGCAAACAGUUUCACACCAGCACUUCCGAGUCCGUGUUGCUGUGAUUCAGGCCACAGGAACGGUGAUACAGUUUGGCAACGGAAGGUCUGUAGAUGAUGUUCUCUCUCAUCUGGCCCAGCGACUUUUUGAUGAGAUUCCUCAGGUUCGGCAAGCAGUUACAAGUGUUGUUGGAGAAUGGCUAUUGCACCUGCGGGAUAGAUAUUCUUACUUUCACAAGUUGAUUCCUUUAUUACUCAGCAGCUUUACUGAUGAAAUGCCUGAGAACAAGCAACUGGCUGUGAGUUAUUGGAAGAGGAUAGGCUUGCAGUGGGAAAAAGAGAAUGAAGAAGACCUUAAGGAUAAGCUUGACUUUUAUUCAGCACCAUCUCAUUAUCCUGAAGGAGUGGUUCGACCAGAAUUGGGAUGUCGGGAGCUUGUUACAAGAAACCUCUCCAAAAUUCUUCCCGGUCUCUGUCAUGAUGUAACAGACUGGGUUGAAGGCACCAGAAUAAAAGCAUCUCAGCUUCUGUUUAUAUUGUUGCUACAUGCAGAGGAUCACAUUACACAGCACAUGGAACUACUGCUUACAACUUUGUACCGAGUAUGCUUAGGUGAAGAGAAUAAUGUGGUUAGAAAUUGUGUGAAAGCAGCAGAGUUAAUUGGAACAUUUGUUAGCCCUAAGGUAUCUCUGAAGUUACUGGUGUCAGCCCUUGAAAAAACACCUAUGCCUUCUUAUCUCAUGAUUCUAGCUGCAGUGAUACGAGGUUGCCCAAGACAAGUCUUAAAGCCUCAUUUGUCUUAUCUUGCCAACACACUCUCACAACCUGAGAUCUGUCAGCGAUCUGAAGAGAUCUUUUAUAUGGAACAAUUGCUUUGUUGCGUACAAGCGAUAACUGAAGUGUGCCAAGAAGACUGCAAAGAAAUUAGCCUGCAGCUAAUGAAAGUUUUGGUGACAAUAAUGGCAAUACCACGCACCGAACGUCUUCAUGAAAAGGUAGAGAAAUCAAUGUGUUCAUUAGCUCAGGUGCAGCAUUUGAGUGGUUUUCAUGAUCUCUAUAAACAACAUAUAGAUCAGCUUAUGGAAUGGUUAUCUGUAUCGCAUGAUCGUUGGAACUGCUAUUCUCCAGAAGUAUUACAGUUAGAUGUCAUUGCCACUCAUUCAGGUCCUAUAAUAGGUGAAGCCCUUCAAGAUUUCAUUCUCAUCCUUAAGACGUGUCUUCAGCCAACCAAAGACCCACUAAUGCGCUUAAAGCUUUUCACUAUUUUAGCACAGUUGCUCCAGAAAGCAAAUGAGACCAUCAACUCUCAGGGGCAGUUUCUUAGCUACCUUGAGAUCGUGAUAAAAGACAUAUUGGCUCCUAAUCUGCAGUGGUAUGCUGGAAGAACAGCAGCUGCCAUCCGCACUACAGCUGUAUCAUGCCUUUGGGCUCUUAUUGACAGUGAAAUGCUUUCAUCAAAAGAGAUUUUUAAACUAGAAGAUGCACUGAUGCCUCAGGUAAUCGCCACAUUGGAUGAAGAUUCUAAAAUGACUCGAUUAAUGGCUUGUCGCAUUGUCAGUGUUAUUUUAAAUAUCUGUGGGAAGCAGUUUGAUCUAGAUAAACUCAACAACAUUUAUCCUGAACUCUUAAAGCGGCUGGAUGAUGCUGCACAUGAUGUACGACUGGCAGCUGCUCAAGCCUUAACUAACUGGUUUAAAUGUAUAAGAAAUGAUGAUGAAAAAACUGUACUUAAAAGUAAUAUUGAGUUUCUUUACCGAGAACUGUUGAUUCAUCUGGAUGACCCUGACCAAAACAUCCAACAGGCAGUCUUAGAAGUUUUAAAAGAAGGAAGUGUUUUAUAUCCAGAAUUACUGGUGAAAGAAAUAGAAGCAGUUGAACAUAAGCAUCGAACUCCAGCGUACUGUAAUCAGCUACUACAGCACAUUCAGUCAACCGGGGAGUAG
This is a messenger RNA of Emys orbicularis (European pond turtle), 2517 nucleotides long. RefSeq names its product dynein axonemal assembly factor 5 (gene DNAAF5). The transcript is spliced from 13 exons. Gene Ontology annotation, cellular component: cytoplasm. Gene Ontology annotation, biological process: inner dynein arm assembly; cilium movement; outer dynein arm assembly. Gene Ontology annotation, molecular function: dynein intermediate chain binding. The coding region runs from base 1 to 2517 and encodes 838 amino acids. The record is from RefSeq and is a predicted model, not a curated record. NCBI's taxonomy places the organism in Eukaryota, Metazoa, Chordata, Testudines, Emydidae.